This is a messenger RNA of Scomber japonicus (chub mackerel), 2544 nucleotides long. It is a transcript of the gene depdc1, whose product is annotated as DEP domain containing 1a. Gene Ontology annotation, biological process: intracellular signal transduction. The record is from RefSeq and is a predicted model, not a curated record. The coding region runs from base 1 to 2544 and encodes 847 amino acids. Lineage: Eukaryota; Metazoa; Chordata; Actinopteri; Scombriformes; Scombridae. The transcript has 12 exons.
AUGAGUACACAUAUCAUCACUCCUGGACCGUACCGAGCCACCAAACUGUGGAAUGAGGUGACUCGUCUGUUUCGAGCUGGCAUGCCCCUCAGGAAACACCGCCAGAACUUUCGUCAUUAUUCCUCCUGCUUCGCCGCCACGGCUGCCGUGGAGUGGCUGCACCAGCUGCUCCGUAGCAAUAGCAAUUUUGGCCCAGACGUCACCAGGCAACAGACGGUGCAGCUCCUCAAGAAGUUCCUGAAGAACCACGUGAUCGAAGAUGUGAAGGGCCGUUUUGGCACAGAGGACCUGGAGGACAACAACACGCUAUACAGAUUCCCCUCCACCUCUCCCCUGAAGCCCAUUCCUUGUCCCGUUCCAGCCUCAGGUUCCAGCUCCAUUAAGAAAAGGCCUUCAUUCAAGUUUAAGAGUAUGAAAAAGCAAGAGAAAGAGACGCAGGAAAAUGUAGACCCUGCCCUCCAAACACAGGAAGAGAAUCAGCCAAUAGGAGAGCAGCAGUUGCAGAGACGAGAGCUGACUGUGGACGAUGAACAUGACAUCUGGAGAGACAUCACCAUCACCCACCUGCAGAGGAUUCUGGGUGUUUCAUCUCUUAAUGAAGUUUUGCACCCGAGUCAUGUAAACCCACAAAACAUCAUCCAUAAUAUGACCAAAGUCAACAAGCACGGAGUGGUGUCACUGGACGACAAGACCAAUGACCUUCCUCACUGGGUUUUGUCUGCCAUGAAGAGCCUGGCCAACUGGCCGAAGUACGACAGCGGACAGCCGUCUUAUCCCGGCUUUGAAAGAGAUGUCUUCAAAACGGUGUCUGAUUACUUCUACAGCCUUCCGCAGCCGUUACUCACAUACGAACUGUAUGAACUGUUUAUCAAUGUGCUGGUGUUUUGUGGGUAUGUUCCAGCGCCCAAAACACACCAGCGUGGGAAACGCAAGCAGCCUGACCUUCCUUCAGUGCCGCCUCCAGCCAAGACAUCAUUUCACUCCACAGAGUGUCUCCUCCUGUCGCUGCUCAGACAGGGAACGUGUGACGAGGUAGAAUCGCCCAUGAGAGAGGUGCUUGGUGGGAAACUUAAGUCACGGUUGGCGGCGUUGAAACGUGACGGUCAGUUAGGAGGCAGCUGCAUGAGCCUGAGUACAGCUGCUUCUCUGAGGCCCAAAACUAGGAGCUGCUCACUGGAAACGAUCCUAGACGACUCUGUCAAUCUCACCCAGCAACAGCUGUUCCUGUCCAAUGACAGCCUGGCAUCCUGCGUCAAUAGCAACAAGAGCCAGGAUGAUAGCAGUGCCGUCACAAGACCCCAAAGUCGUUCAGAGUUUACAUCUGUAUCCAAAGAAGAAACCUUAAAACCUUUCGGGAAUUCUCCAGGAGGCUCCACUGGGACUAGACUGUCUGUAGUUUCUGUGGCAGGACUGUCGACAACGCAGAGGUCACGCUCCUUGCGACCUCGGAGUGUGGGCAGCUGUCUGGACAUUGUCGUCGAGACAAAGGAAGAUGUUAAAGAGACGAGGUGGAGAGGCCGAGCAGCCAGCUGCCUCAACAUAAACACUGCUGUAGACCAGCGUCACUCCUCCUCAGCUUCACGCCCUCGUUUGUUGUCCGCUACUUCCUGUCAUCCUCUCUCCUCCUUCUCUUCGUCUGCUGCAACCAAAACACAAGUGUCACACGCCACUACAGGACCUGGUGGGCCGAGACCCGCCUCCAGUACCUGUAAUCUUUGGCCUCACCCUGCUCCCGCUGUUGUCCGGCGCUGCCUCAGCUCUCUGGAUGUGUACAAGCCGCCUCGACCUGUUUCACUGUUCAAUAUGCCCACCAGCAACACGCAGCCCCCGCAACCCAAACCUGAGCACAGUCUUCUUCAGCCUCAGUGUGAGCGCGUGGCCAUCGAGGCUUUGCAGCUGUGCACCCUUCUCCUCCCACCUGCCUCUCGCAGGAGGUUACAGCUCCUCAUGAGGAUGAUGUCUCGAAUCAGCCAAAACGUGGACAUGCCUCGCCUGCACCCCGCCAUCGGCACACGGACACUGAUGGUUCACACGUUUUCAGGCUGCGUUCUGGGCAGCGCUGAGGAGUGCGAUUUAGACGAGCUGUUAGCUACCAGACUGGUGUCAUUUCUAAUGGACCAUCAGCAAAGCAUCCUCUCAGUCCCGGAGUUCCUGCUCAGUGCUAUCAAUGACCGCAUACAGUAUCUGCGCACAGUACAGGUUCCAGUCGGCGGCGUUCCUACUAUUGAUGACAGCGACCCAGUUUGCGUUCCCAUGCCCAUCUACGCGUUCUGCCAUCAGAUUAGCGGCGCUGAGUUUGAACAGCAAAAGCAGGCGUCUUCCCAGAAAGCCAUGGAGGAGCUACUGGAGAUCCUGCUGACAAACCAAAACAUGAAAGAGAAGGACAGACGCAAGAAACUGAAGCAGUUUCAGAAGCAGUACCCCGACAUCUACAACCGGCGGGUCUCCUCCUCAAACGGAGACAACAAGACCGACAACAAGCCAAAGAUUAAACCUCCUCUCCUCAGCAUCAAGAAGACCAAAGCUUUCAGUAUCAGGAACUAA